UUUCUUUGAGUGCGUUUAGAGGAGUGGUGGAGUGGAGAACUUGGUGAUUUUGGUGAAUCUAGUGAGCAGUGUGUGGAUUUUGAAUUUGAUUGAUUUGUGUGUAGCUUGUGUAUGUGUGUCUAGAUCAGUGUUUAUUUGGGUGGAGAGUUGCUUGUGUGUGUGUGUGUGUGUGUGUGUGUGUUGUGUUUUAAGUUUACUUGAGUGUGUGAGUACCUUUUUGAGUGUGUGUGUGUGUUGUGUUUUAAGUUUACUUGAGUGUGUGAGUACCUUUUUGAGUGUGUGUGUGUGUGUGUGUGUGUGUGUGUGUGUUGGUAUACCUGUGGGUGACUGUGAGUGCAUCUGUGUGUGUGUGUGUGUGUGUGUGUGUGUGUGCCCAACUGUGUGUGCGAGUGUCUUUUGUGCCCUGUUGGUGCACUAGUUGUAGGUGUUAGAACACCUGUGUGAGGAAAAGUAUUGAGGCCAGCAGUCAGCUUGGCCAUUGUUUGUAAGGUAGCAUUUAUACUCUGUUACCUCCAAUGAGCUCUGGGAGCGAACAGGAGUCAGAAAGGCUCCCAUCUGAGGGCAGCUCUUACACAGAGAGUUUCCAUUCUCAAUAUAUGAUUUUGAAUACCAUCGGCCAUGGAGGCUAUGCCACAGUAAAGCUGGCACUGCACCGCCUCACAGGCACCCCCGUGGCUGUCAAAAUACUUAUCAAGAAGGAACACUGGUGCCAUCCGGUCACAUCUGAGGUAGACAUAAUGAUGAGCAUCCACCACCCAAACAUCAUAUCCCUUUUCCAAGUCAUCGAGACUAAGAAGAAAAUAUACCUCAUCAUGGAGUUGGCCGAGGGGAAACAGCUUUAUCAUCGCAUCCGAGAGGCUGGCCAACUGCAGGAGGAUGAAGCUCGGGGAAUAUUCAGACAAUUAUUAAGUGCUACAGGAUACUGCCACGCCCGGGGCAUUGUUCACAGGGACCUGAAGCCAGACAAUAUCAUGAUAGACACUAGGGGAAGAAUUAAAAUCAUUGAUUUUGGUCUUGCCACUCACGUGAGGCCGGGGCAGAAGCUGAGAUAUCACUGUGGGACUUAUGCAUUUGCUGCUCCUGAGAUGCUCCUCGGGAAAUUGUAUGAGGGCCCCAAGGUCGAUGUGUGGACCCUAGGGGUUGUUUUAUAUUGUAUGACAGUUGGAAGGCUCCCGUUUGAUGAUUCCAACAUACCUCAGCUCCGAUCGCAGGUUGUGUCAGGGAAGUAUGCUGUCCCACCUGGCAUGUCAGGAGAGCUCAAAGACAUGCUUAGUCUUUUGUUGAAAGUGAACCCCCAGCAUAGGCCCACAAUUCCUGACCUUUUGACUCAUCCCUGGCUCAAGACAGGCUCAGAGGGGUUCCCACAACCUUCUGAGGAAUGGAUCCCACUAAGGCCAGACCCGGCAGUUUUACGAGCAAUGGAACAAAUUGGGUUUAAAGCCCAGGAUGUUAAAGAUUCACUCUAUCAGAAUAAAUACAAUCAAACGGUGGCUUGCUACCACUUAUUGGAAAGGCAGGCUCUUCAGGGGUGUGACAACUCAACCCGACCUGGGCCAAUGAAUCCAUGGAUGGCCCCAUUCCCUUCCCUUGAUAACCCUGCUACUUUUCCACAAGAGCUAAGAAGGAGAGGAAGCGAGCCCAGAUGGCUCGGGUCAUCCUCUAAUAGUCAAGGGUCUACCUACGACCAGAAACCUAGUUACGGAUUAGUCAAGAGAGCCAGUUGGCCUGGUGGUCGUCUCUGCAGGCCACUCCUGACAACACCCGCAGUGGACCUAACCAACAGAAUUUCUAGAAGUGUCCCCUGCUUUUCUUCAGUGCACAGCAGGGGUGAGAAGAACAUUAAAAGCACAGAAGACAAAUCCAGUGCUUCAGCAGAGGUCAAUCCUGUCCCUAGCAGGGCCUGGCCCAAAAGAUUUAGGGGAUGGGCCAAGAACAUCGGAAAUGGCCUGAUGCAGCUAUGUUGCUGCUUUCCCUCCAGAAAAAAACCUCACCUGGGGCACAACAGAGUUGUUCCCCAGAAAUGAGGCAUAUGGAGGGAAUCCGGAGAUCAAGCAUCCAGCACUGCCCAGAAGAGCACUAGAGGAUGCCAGAUGCUACAACUCUGCUAUCACAGUGUUGGAUGCUAUGACUCUGCAGUCGCACUGUUGGAGAGGACCCAGGUGUGAACAGGGACCUGGAGAAGGGAGUCCUGUGCCAGAUGUCAUGCUCCAGGUCUGCUGUGCUUCCCUCAGAGCCCUGAGUACAGACAGGAGGAAGGAAGCAAAUGAAGAGAUGCCAGGGGGCAGGAGAGCACCUCAAAGGCAUCACUGUUCAGGGUCAGGGUUGGAAGCCAGUCCAAAGCUGGGAGAAGACCGGAGCCCUUCUGCCUACCCAGGGUCACGUCAGACCCUCUUCUCGGUGCACGUGCCCGCCUCACUCCUAAUAGAGGAUAUAAGGCUUCUUGGUAUUUUGUCUGACUCUCAGAAUAAAAUAGAUGUCUGUGAAAAAA
Rattus norvegicus (Norway rat) is the source of this 2488-nucleotide messenger RNA. NCBI's taxonomy places the organism in Eukaryota, Metazoa, Chordata, Mammalia, Rodentia, Muridae. The record is from RefSeq and is a predicted model, not a curated record.